Messenger RNA from Colletotrichum orchidophilum, 1152 nucleotides. RefSeq lists its product as uncharacterized. The record is from RefSeq and is a predicted model, not a curated record. NCBI's taxonomy places the organism in Eukaryota, Fungi, Ascomycota, Sordariomycetes, Glomerellales, Glomerellaceae. The coding region runs from base 1 to 1152 and encodes 383 amino acids. The transcript has a single exon.
AUGAGUGAACGAGAGGAUGAUUGCAGAGUCACUCGCUCGGUUGAAACUGAGGCGGCAGACGCGGAUAAGCCGCAAACGGCCGCUAGCAACCCCGCUGGGCAGCUACAAUCACAAUCAAGCUUCUUCUCCGCUCUGCCCCUCGAGAUCCGCCAAAACAUAUAUAGCCAUUUAUGGCAAGCUACUGGAUCAACUCAGCACGUUUAUAGAUCUGGCCCCUCCACUCUAGCGCCUCUGUCUCACUGCCAGUGUAUCGCGGACCUGGACGCCGAGGACAACCGUGAAGUCGAGCUAACCCGCGUUCUCAAUACGCCGCCUGCAGCCCCAUCCACGACAGAGGGCGGCGUGGGCCCGGAUUCGGCGGAAGAAAUGGAUGCGAUCAACAACUGGCGCUUUCGCCUCGUCUCAUCAUGGUGUAACCACUGGACUUGCGAAGAAGAGCCACCGGUUCUGCGAGAAUUUGGCCAACUCUCGUUAGAAGAUGAGGCUGAGGAGGAAAAGGCAAAGGAUGGCUCCAAGGGGAAGAAGCGUCAGCUUCUCGUCAAAGAGUUCAGCCCGUUCCUGGCCGUUCUUCUCACGUGCAAGCGCAUGCAUGAAGAAGCCAUGGAUUCCAUCUACAACGACACAACCUUCUCCCUCAUCAACACAGAUGCGUUCAGCCGCUUUCUCCAGACCACGACUGUGCGCUCUCUUUCCCGGAUCAAGAGGCUUCACUUUACAUGGCGAGCUCCCAUAGAGACGUACAUGGAACCCGAAGCUGAAGACGUCAUUGCGGAAAGAAUCAAGUGGAACGAGGUGUGGAUGGAUGCGGCAUCGAAGCUCCCUCGCCUGAAGGAGCUACGAAUCUGGGCCUACCCAUACUACGCCAGAUUUCCGACCCCUUUUGAAGAGUGGUUCGAGCCGCUCCAUCAGUUUGGAAGAGUGCCUGUUUUCCACGUAUCGUUACGCUGGUUCCAGAAUCCGCCGACGCCGGAUACCGGCCCGCUAGAUUUUCUAGAGGCCGCCCCAUUCGAGUAUGACAGGAUACCGCCGUGUGAAGAGAAUCCUCUUCACUUUCAUUGGCGCCGUUUGAUUGGCCUGGGGCCAGAUGAGCCACGGGUACCGAUUACUCGGCGGCAGAAGAAGAAGCGGAGAUAUCUGGGAAGAGCUCUUUAG